Molecule: messenger RNA, 2326 nt
Organism: Lutzomyia longipalpis
Lineage: Eukaryota; Metazoa; Arthropoda; Insecta; Diptera; Psychodidae
Product: protein artichoke-like
Exons: 4
Coding region: 402-2240 (612 amino acids)
Molecular function (GO): protein binding
Source: RefSeq, a predicted model, not a curated record
AGCAACAAUCAUCAACUCAAUUGCACGGGAUUUCUUUACUUUUAGAGACUUUGUGAAUUUUCUUUGCCUGUUGGAGGGAGUUUCUGUGAUCGAACAUAAAGUUGAACGCACGCAGAUUGUAAUCAAUGCACCCAAGUGUUUGAUUUUAGUUUGUGCCCGUGGAGAAGCCUUCCCGAUAUGGGAGGUAUAUCUUAUCAGUUUUGCGCAUUGACUGGCACACGGUGUUUUUAUCUAUCGUAGCUUUUUAUUCGUAUUUUUUUGUAAUUUUAUUUAUGUACUAUGAGGCGAAUGUGGGAAAUCGCAUCGCGCUGCUUCGAAGCUCUCAGUUCGAAGGUGUUCGUUUGAUAAAUCAGAGUGUGGAAGCUCUGUGUGAAUUUCCAACGCGGUAGUUAUUUAUUAAAAUGAAUAAAUUGCUGCUUUUGUGCCUUCUGUGCAUAUCAUUCGCAAUUACUGCAGUUAAUUGUGAUUUGUGCAGUGUCUGUAAGUGCGAGAAGAAUGAAGAUUUUCUUCGGAUCUUCUGCAAUGGAACAUCAGGAAAUCGGACAAUUGAACUGGAUAACAUUGCAUGGCCAUCGGCGAAGAAGAUUGAGGCGCAUUUCAAUCAUUUAGGAUUGACUUUCUUGCCAAAAUUAACUGGGGACGCCAAUGUGGUUGGCCUCAAUUUCGACAACAAUGCCAUCACAAUGUUCACCCCAGAGCCGUUGCAGUUCUUCAAGAAUCUGGAAAAAAUUUCCCUGGCCAGCAAUCAACUCACCAAAAUUCCCAAAGCCUUCAUUCGCACCUCAUCGCAGGUGAAACACCUCAAUCUCUCCCACAAUUCCCUCGAGGAUAUCGACACCACCGUCUUUGAGUACUUCCAGCAACUUCGUACGUUGGAUCUCAGCCACAAUCAACUUCGUAAAAUCUCCACUGAGCUCCUGGCUUCACUCACGAGUGUGGAGGUGCUAAAUCUCGAGGGCAAUUUAAUAUUUGAUAUUGAGGACCUCGACGGUGACAGCCAAGACAGUGACGAGGGCACAAGGAACCGAACGCUGAGCAUAAAGGAGUUAAAUCUGUCCAAGAAUAAUUUUGCAGUCAUAACGGGGAAAACUUUUGCAGACUUUGAUAAAUUAGAGCAGCUGGACGUUUCGCGGAAUAAGAUUGGGAAUGUGAAUCAGAAGGCAUUUAAGAAUAUGAAGAAUCUGCGCUGGGUGGAUCUUUCAGAGAAUACCAUUGAGGACCUGCACCUACAUCUCCCGGAUUCAGUGGAGAUUUUCCGUGCACGUGCUAAUGGACUGCGGAGGUGGCCACUCACGCAACUCCCGGAAGCCAUUAAGGAGAUUCACGUGGAAAAUAAUCGCCUCAUUGAGCUCUUCACAGCUGCAGAUGCAUCGUCAAAGUUAACCUUUCUCAAUGCCUCAGACAAUCUCAUUGAAUUCCUCCCAGACCACGUAGCCCUGCCCGAGUUGACUGUGCUGGAUUUGAGCUUCAACCAAUUGACCUCUGUGCCCCAGGGAAUGUCAAUCAGAACCCCCGCCCUGCACAUCCUCAUCCUCGACCACAAUCCCAUCGAGACAAUCCUCUUUGUCGACCAAAUCACCGUCGCCAAUCUCUCCCUAAGCAAUAUGCCCAACAUCAGAGCGCUCGAUGCAAAAGCUCUCUCAGCUGUCCGUGGCAGGAUCCCUCAGGAAAACCGCACCUGUGUCUCCAUUUCCAUCUCCCGGUGCCCCCUCCUCACGGACAUUCACGAGCAGGCAUUUCAGGGAGUUGAUCUCUGUAAGCUCGAUUUGAGUGGGAAUAACAUCUCAAAAAUCCCUGAAAACCUCACAGAUUGGUCAAAACUCGUUGAUGGGAUUGAUCUUCAGGACAACCCCUUGGAUUGCUCGUGCAGUGCUCAAUGGAUGCUGGAAGAAAUAUUGAAUUUCCUCUACAAGAAUCCAGAGCAUCAGCACUACCUCACUGAGCUCCGUUGCGCUACUCCGGGAUCUUUUGCAGGACAGAGAAUUGUUCGUUACUACCGAAGACGACGAGCUUUCUGUCAUCCCAAUGAGCGCAUAAUGCUGCGAUCUUCACUGGAUGGUCCAGUUGAGGCUGGAUUCAGCAUUCACCUGAAGAAGGGGCAAUCAUCAGUGCCAAUUAUUAUUGGAGCUUCCAUAUUCAUUCUUCUCGCCCUCGUGGCGGCUGGCUUCUACAUGGUGCGUGAGGAGAAACGAAGACUCCGGAGGAACCGGGAGAGGCGAUUAUUCGAUGAGAUUCAGUAGAGAAUCCCAGAAAUGUCCCAAAAAUUAAUUCUUUGUAAAUAUUUAGUUUAGUUUUUAAUAAAAAAGUACGAUUUAUUGUAGAAUAA